Messenger RNA from Toxotes jaculatrix (banded archerfish), 1149 nucleotides. RefSeq names its product zinc transporter 2-like. The record is from RefSeq and is a predicted model, not a curated record. Gene Ontology annotation, biological process: zinc ion transmembrane transport; response to zinc ion. The transcript is spliced from 8 exons. Gene Ontology annotation, cellular component: plasma membrane. Gene Ontology annotation, molecular function: zinc ion transmembrane transporter activity. The coding region runs from base 1 to 1149 and encodes 382 amino acids. Lineage: Eukaryota; Metazoa; Chordata; Actinopteri; Toxotidae.
AUGGAGUUAUCAACGGAUUCAGAGAAACAGCAUCUGAUUGAGGCUCACUUGGAGCCUCUUGGUUGGACGAGUUCUCCAGUGGACAAAUUCUCAGACUCCAGUGAAGAUUCCUCCAGCGUGGACGGUCUGUGGCAACCAGAGCGGCUCUGCCAGGAGACUGAUGUGACGUCGGGGGCUGAAAGCGACACAAAACGUUUGGCCAGGAGGAAACUUUUCAUCGCCUGCGCUCUCAGCCUGGUGUUCAUGACCGGGGAGGUGAUUGGUGGAUACGCUGCUUCCAGUCUGGCCAUCAUGACAGAUGCAGCUCAUCUUCUGACGGAUUUCGGGAGCAUCUUGAUCAGCAUCUUCUCUCUGUGGAUCUCAUCGAGGCCUCAGACGCAAACCAUGACCUUUGGGUGGCAUCGCGCAGAGAUCCUGGGCAUACUGUUGUCAGUUGUGUCCAUCUGGGCCAUGACAGCGGUGCUGGUCUUAUCAGCCAUACAAAGGAUCACUGAUGGCGACUACGACAUCGACAGUCAGAUCAUGUUGAUAACCUCAGGCUGUGCCGUGGGGGUCAAUGUCCUGAUGGUCCUGAUCCUCCAUCAGUCCGGUGCACCCCACGGCCACAGCCACGGGUUUUCCACCAGCCGGCCGCAGGGGGACAGGGAGCGGAGGAGCCACGGCCACACUCACGGACACGGCAACGCCAGCGUGAAGGCGGCCUUCAUCCACGUGGUGGGUGAUCUGCUGCAAAGUGUCGGGGUCCUGCUGGCCGCCACCAUCAUCCACUUCUGGCCUGAAUAUAAAGCAGCGGAUCCAAUUUGUACGUUCCUGUUCUCAGUUCUUGUUCUCGGGACAACAGUUCCAGUCACAAAGGAUGUUUUUAGGAUACUGAUGGAGGGCAGCCCUCAGGACGUUAACUGCAACACUGCAAGAGAGUUGCUGCUGUCAGUCAGAGGAGUCGCAGGUGUUCACAGUUUGCACGUGUGGAGCCUCAACAUGACUCACUCUUUACUCUCCGUCCACGUGGUCACAGAGGAAGAUGUUGAUACGCAGACCGUCCUCCUGAACGCAACAAAGAUCCUGCGCUCCGAGUUUGGUUUCUCCAGCAUCACGAUCCAAGUGGAGCGUGGCAGUGCCACCGCUGACGGUUCCGGGACUGUGAGAUGA